AUGACAACCGUCGAACUCCAUUGUACAAACAGAUGGCUCAAUACGUUUCCAGAGCCGGAAAAGCUGAAAGAUGCCACUAAAGUGGAGAACGCACGAAAUCAAAUCCAUUCGCUGAGUGAAGUUUCUUCAUGUAACCUACGAGUAAUUGUACUCACUUAUGCACUCUGUUCUCAUCCCAGCUAUAAACGCAAGGUGAAGGAAAAUCAGGAAAUUGUUUGCUAUAGCACACAUGAUGGUGAACAAGCGAAGCCAAAGUCUCUGGUGCUUAUGGAGGAAUAUCAUAAAAACACCUUCAAAAGGGAAUACGCUCUUGGUCCGGAUAGGCCACCUGUAGAUAUGGAGCAUAUGGAGCGUGUGGAAAAGGCUAUUGAGAAGAUACAACAGCAAAUUCAGAACAAGGAGAAACUGUUGAAGCUUGCUGGCCAAAAGCUGUAG
Molecule: messenger RNA, 435 nt
Organism: Cooperia oncophora
Lineage: Eukaryota; Metazoa; Nematoda; Chromadorea; Rhabditida; Trichostrongylidae
Source: the annotation of a GenBank genome assembly